AUGAUAUGCCAGCAGACCGGCUGGUCCGGUCAACCCGUGAAAACACACGAUUCCAGCGGCGAUCCGGCGGUACGCUUAAAACCCGUCGAAGACCACCGCCGCCUACGCAUCACCUUCAACGGCUCCGUUUCGGAUAUCCUCCCCUGGAAGUUUACACCGCAGCAACGAGAAGUCCGCGUGCUACCGGGCGAAACGGCAUUAGCUUUCUACACGGCCACGAACAAGAGCGACGCAGACAUUAUUGGGGUGGCUACCUACUCCGUAACACCUGCGCAGGUGGCGCCAUAUUUUAGCAAAAUCCAGUGUUUUUGCUUUGAGGAACAGAGACUGAAUGCCGGCGAGACGGUCGAUAUGCCCGUGUUCUUCUUCAUCGAUCCGGAGUUUGUGAAGGAUCCGCAGAUGAGGGGCAUCGAUACCAUCACGCUCAGCUAUACGUUCUUCAAGGCGAGAUACGACAAGAAUGGAGUUUUGACUACGAUACCUAUGGGAAUGGCGCCUAUGUAG
This is a messenger RNA of Cladophialophora carrionii CBS 160.54, 504 nucleotides long. RefSeq lists its product as uncharacterized. Gene Ontology annotation, molecular function: copper ion binding. Lineage: Eukaryota; Fungi; Ascomycota; Eurotiomycetes; Chaetothyriales; Herpotrichiellaceae. The transcript has 2 exons. Gene Ontology annotation, cellular component: mitochondrial inner membrane. The record is from RefSeq and is a predicted model, not a curated record. The coding region runs from base 1 to 504 and encodes 167 amino acids.